Messenger RNA from Acanthamoeba castellanii str. Neff, 741 nucleotides. Its product is annotated as Leucine Rich Repeatcontaining protein. The transcript has 8 exons. The coding region runs from base 1 to 741 and encodes 246 amino acids. The record is from RefSeq and is a predicted model, not a curated record. Gene Ontology annotation, biological process: mRNA splicing, via spliceosome. Gene Ontology annotation, molecular function: U2 snRNA binding; protein binding. NCBI's taxonomy places the organism in Eukaryota, Discosea, Longamoebia, Acanthamoebidae.
AUGAUUAAGCGCCUGACCGCCGACUUGAUUUCGCAAGCCCCGCAGUAUCUCAACCCCCUGCGCGAACGAGAAAUUGACCUCCGAGGGAACAAAAUUGCGGUCAUUGAGAACUUGGGUGCCACUCAGGACCAAUUUAACUCGAUCGAUCUGAGCGACAAUGAGAUCCAGAAGCUGGAGAACUUCCCUCUUCUUCCCAAGCUCAAGAUGCUUCUCCUCAGCAACAACCGCGUAGCCCGAAUCGCUCCGGGCCUGGGUGAACACAUUCCUAACAUCGACACUCUCAUUCUCAGCAACAACAAGAUAGAGAGCCUGAGCGAGCUUGAUAACCUGGAAAGCUUCAAGAAGCUCAAGAUGCUGAGCUUGUUGGGCAACCCCGUGACGCAAAAGCCUAACUACCGGCUGCACCUGAUCGCCAAGCUGCCAGGGCUCAAGGUGAUCGACUUCAGAAAGGUCAAGCCUCGGGAGAAGGCUGAGGCUCGUCAGGUGUUUGGUGUGGGGAAGAAGGGAGCACAGCCAAAAGAAAAGGCAGAGUCCAAGGUCUUUGUGCCAGGUGAGCCCACCGAGGCCGAGCUGCAGGCGCAGAAGGCCCAGCAGGCCGAACAGAUCAGGGCUGCCAUCCAGAACGCGACGACGCUUGAAGAGGUGCAGGCGCUCGAGCGCUCGCUGCAAGAUGGUAAGCUGCCGUCGUUGACGACAACGACGACCACGCAGACAACGGACAGCAUGGAGGAGGCUGCUUGA